Messenger RNA from Nelumbo nucifera (sacred lotus), 629 nucleotides. Its product is annotated as large ribosomal subunit protein P3y-like. Gene Ontology annotation, biological process: translational elongation. NCBI's taxonomy places the organism in Eukaryota, Viridiplantae, Streptophyta, Magnoliopsida, Proteales, Nelumbonaceae. Gene Ontology annotation, cellular component: ribosome. Gene Ontology annotation, molecular function: structural constituent of ribosome. The record is from RefSeq and is a predicted model, not a curated record.
AGGGUUUUGCACUAGAUUAUAAAAAAGACGACGGAAUCAAUUUUCAAUUCCCUACUCAUUUGUGUUAUUAGGGUUUGUGAAAGCGUUUCAGAAGUUUCGGCAAGGGAGAAAUGGGAGUCUUCACUUUCGUUUGCAAAAGCUCCGGCGCCGAAUGGAACGCAAAGCAGCUUUCCGGUGACCUUGAAGCCUCGGCUGGAUCAACCUAUGAGUUGCAGAGAAAACUUGUUCAAGCUGCUCUCUCGAGCGACUCUUCUGGCGGAGUUCAGUCUUCCUUCUCCUUGAUCACUCCAUCCUCCGCUGUCUUUCAGGUGAUUAUUGGUGGUGGAGGUGGUGGUGCUUUCUUUGGAGGUGGAGCUGCUCCAGCAGCAAGUUCUGGAGGCGGUGCUGCAGCUGCUGAAGCACCUCCAGCCGAGGAGAAGGAAGAGAAGGAAGAGAGUGAUGACGACAUGGGAUUCUCGCUCUUCGAUUAGUCUGUCUUUCAAUACAAUGCCCUAAAUUGUUAGCAAGUUGUUUUACCUGAUUUUAGUGUCUAGAUAUCCGCAUGAAUUUACUCGAGAAUUUGGAUAAUAUAUUGGUAUUGCAGUUUUGAGGUAUGAAUUUAUCCUGAUGAAUAUUAUACCUUUUGGAUA